UUCAAGACAACAUGGCGAAUUGAUCAAGUGUAGCAAUUAUGCAGAAGAAAUCCGGCAAAAAGACCACUUUCUAACUUAUAAUUCAAACGCUGAUGCCUUUAGAUUCUUUAGGACUGUAUCUCUCAAACCUAUAACAGAAAAUUUGGAGUCAUUUGGGKUGAUCAAGAUACUUUAGUUACGCGAGCCGGUUGCUCUGACAAGCCAAGGGAAAAGCCAUGUUCAAAAAAUAUGAAUUUCAAAGGAAAAAGUCACCACUCAGCGAAAAAAGCAACAGCGUUGGCAGUGCUACUGUUUUGAAGGGGGAUUGUAAUGGCAAUCAAAAGUUAAAUGGAGUAUUUGAAUCUAAAGAUGGUGGGUUUGCCAACUCGAGUCCAACUAUUACUAUAGAUAGCUCUUCCGAUAGCGACGAUGAAGAUAUCUCAGAGCUUUUGAAAUCGGUCAUAUAUGAACACUCCGAGGAUUCUUCAUCAUCAAAAUCAAAGAAAUCUACUCAGGUUUAUAAAAAUACAUCAAGAWCUUCACCAAGUGCUCAAAAGCAGUCUACUGAACACUGCAAUAAUGAAAUGACUGGGAAAGUGGAUGGGAAAGAAAUGAGAAAAGAUAUUUUGAAAACUUUAAACGAAGUCUUUCCCAAUGCAAGCAAAGAAUUGAUUAAGUAUGCUGCACAAGAGGGGGGAAAUUUGAAUGAAGCUUGCAACAUUGUCUCAGAAUCAAUGAAAGAGGAAAGUCCUAUAGUUAAAGCAACUAAACAAAAACGAAAACGUGUGAAACCGAUUGAAGACAGCGAUUCUGAUGCCUGCUUAACUCCUAAAAAGAAGCAAAGAAAUUCAGCAGAAAAGCAGGCCCCAAAUGACUCCUGCUCUGUCUCAAAUGGAAACAUUAAAGACUCUAUUGACCCAGAGAAUGAGAAUUUCAAAAAACUAAAAGAGAUGUUUACAUCAAGAAGCAACAGUGAUAUAAAAGCAGCAUUGGAGCUGACGAACCACCUUGCCGAGGCUAGAAUUUUUCUUUCAAAUCCUUUUUGGUCGAGUAGAAAUGCACAUAAAGAUUUAUCAAAGCAGAAUUCAAAACAAACAGAGACAAUAGAAAUAGUAUCAGAUGAUGAAGGUGAUGUCAGUGAUGUUAACAGUAAAGAAAGUGGUCCAGACAGUGAAGAUAUUGACACCAACGAUAGUACCUACCAAGAGAGGAAUGUCACUUCUAAACAGACAAGAAUCUUGUCCUUCCURGAUGACUGUUCACUUGAAGAGCUUGCAAUGAUACCUGGCCUGUCAGUUAAAAAAGCAAACAAGUUGAUUAGUUUAAGACCAUUUGAAUCUUGGGAUGAUAUGGAAACAAAGUUAAAAUCCUCAAAAGCGCUAUUAUCAAAAAAGUUUCUAGAGAAUACCUACCAUGUACUUAAGAAAAGAGAUGACGUUCAGAAUUUAAUGAAACGCUGUGAAAGGAUUUCAAAAGAAGUUCAAAUGCUUCUUUCAGCCCAACUAAAUGAAGAAAUGUCACAGCCAACUACUUUAAACCCAAGCUGUCAACUCAAGCCAUAUCAGUUGACUGGUUUGCACUGGUUAAAGUUGAUGCAUGACAAAAAGAUGAAUUGYAUCUUGGCUGACGAAAUGGGCCUUGGUAAAACUGUUCAGGCUUUAUCCUUCAUUGCUCAUUUAAUAGAAGAGGGUGAUGAUGGUCCAUAUCUUAUAGUUGCCCCCGCCUCCACCCUAGAUAACUGGGUCAGAGAAUUGAAACAUUUUUAUCCUAGUGUUUCGUAUAUCUCGUAUUAUGGUAAAAGUUAUCUCAGGCAUGAUAUACGAUCUGGUGACUACCAAGUUAUUAUUGCAACUUAUCAAACAGCAAUUAGCACUUACCAAGAUCGAAGUUUAUUCCGUAAACUCAACAUCCAUUACGUUGUCUUCGACGAGGGCCACAUGCUGAAGAACAUGCAGUCACAAAGAUACCAAAAGCUCUUUAACAUCAAUGCUAAGCGCCGUUUACUCCUCACCGGGACUCCACUGCAGAACGACUUAAUGGAGUUGAUGUCACUUCUUUGCUUUGUCAUGCCCAACAUGUUUGGCACUCUAGAGAUCUCUGAAGGUUUAAACAUGCUGUUUUCUAAUAAAAAAUCGAAAGAGAGCUCUAGUGUGCGAAGCUACCACGAAGAGAGGCUGCAACAAGCGAGUAGCAUCUUAAAACCUUUCGUUCUGAGGCGACUGAAAACAGACGUGCUUAGCCAACUGCCUGAAAAGACAGAGAAUAUCGUUAUGGUCGAUUUGACCGCAAAACAGCGGUCUCUCUACGACAAAGUGUUCAACGAAUGCCGACAAGAAUUCAAGAAACAGAAAAGUAGUGGUUUAUAUGGGAAAAACAGAAACCUUGUGAUGCCAUUGCGCAUGACAUCAAACCAUCCUCUUCUUCUGAGAAACAACUUUGAUGACUCGAUGCUGCACGAAAURGCUGUCAAAUAUUGCAGGGAUAUCGCCAAUCGAGGUUCUGAAGUGGAAUUGGUCUACGAAGACAUGACUGUAAUGUCUGACUUCGAAUUACAUCGAAUGUGUCGCGAGUACUAUAAUCUGCAAUCGUUUGCAUUAACAAAAGAGGUCCUUUUGGAUUCAGGAAAGUUUGAAUAUUUGAAGGAAACACUUCCUGRUAUGAAAGAAAAGGGAGACCGAGUCCUACUUUUCUCUCAGUUCACCCUCGUAAUGGACGUCAUUGAAGURUUUUUGAAUCACCAUGGAUACCGAUUCCUUCGUCUUGACGGCGGUACGAAGGUCAGCGAAAGGCAAAACCUGAUUGACCAGUUUAAUAACGACAAAGAUAUUUUCAUUUUCUUGUUAUCGACGAGAGCAGGUGGCCUCGGUAUUAACCUAACGUCAGCAAAUGUCGUCAUUUUGCACGACAUUGACUUCAACCCUUAUAACGACAAGCAAGCGGAAGAUCGCUGUCAUCGCGUAGGGCAAACAAGGGAGGUUCGUAUCUACAAACUCGUCUCGAAAGGAACCAUCGAGGAAGCGAUUCUAAAUUGCGCCAAAAGUAAACUCAAACUAGAACAAGACGUCGUUAAAACUCAAGAAAAUGAUAGCUGUGGUUUUGAAGAAACAGACGAUGACGUAAUAACAGUCCUUGGACAGACUUUCAGAGAAUAGAUGAAGCACGUGAUCAAAUUAACCAAUCAUGAUUCAAGUUCAUGUAACCAAUCAGUUGACGUUUGCAAAUUAAUCAAUUAAAAUAKACGCGAUAUUGAAAUGAUAGUUUUCUAUACAAUCAGAUAGACACAUUUAUGGAAAAUAUGUCAUAAUAUUUUUGUAAUCUUGGAAUACUUGAAAAUGCCCACAAUUUAUAAAGAGUUUGAUAUUUUUAUUUUGAUUGUUCGACUAGUGAGAAAAUUUCGACAGUGUGUCUAUAUGUCAAUUAUGAAAGAUGUUUUUUUCAAAAUUUAUGUAUGUAACUGAGGAGUGGCUAAUGGUCCUCAUUUCUGAGAUUUUUCUGGAUGCCGAGUCUAAAAUCUUGACUUAGAAUCUCUAAUGUUUCGCCAUUCGCCACCCAGCAGUUCAUAAACAAAUGUAAAAUAAAGUUGAUGUUUCUAAAGUAAAUAAUUCAUAUAUCACAAAACGAAAAAGGCGUCUUGUYGCGCAAUAUAUUUAUGUAUUUAUUUGUAAACAUGGCAAAUAA
Messenger RNA from Exaiptasia diaphana, 3657 nucleotides. Its product is annotated as SWI/SNF-related matrix-associated actin-dependent regulator of chromatin subfamily A containing DEAD/H box 1. The transcript has 24 exons. Gene Ontology annotation, molecular function: chromatin binding; ATP binding; ATP-dependent chromatin remodeler activity. Gene Ontology annotation, cellular component: nucleus. Bases 216 to 3131 code for a protein of 971 amino acids. The record is from RefSeq and is a predicted model, not a curated record. NCBI's taxonomy places the organism in Eukaryota, Metazoa, Cnidaria, Anthozoa, Actiniaria, Aiptasiidae.